AUGACUCUUGCAGGUGUUCCUGGUCAAAUGAAUUGGAUGCCACCUCCUCAGGCACCAAUGGGUUGUCCUCCUGGACUGGAGUAUUUAACUGCCAUUGAUCAAGUGCUUGUGCAACAGCAAAUUGAGCUUUUAGAAGGUACGUUGUCUGUGUAUUCUUCUAACUGUACCUAAACAACUUACAGAAGUUUGUAGUUUAUGCUUAGUCAUAUACAUGCUGUGGUUCAGUUUUAUCCUUGGUAUAAUUUUAAUUUUUCCUUGUUUCAAACUAGUUUAUCACACACAUUAUUAUACCCAAAAACAAAGGAAAAUAAAAUUCAAACCAAGGAAAAUGUAGACCACAUUAUAUAAUUAUAUACCUGUACAUGACUCAUGAUGCAAAGAAAGUCAGCCAGCAAAAGUAAUAGCCCAAAAGUCAUUCUAACUAGCUGGAACAAAAUUGCUGAUGAGCAGAACUCUCUGCUUAAAGUUCAUCUGUAAUUUGAAUUCCCCCCAAAAAAGCUUCACUUGCCCAUUGGGCAAGUUCAGAACCGAAUUCACUUAGCCUGGUAGCAUUAUCCACUAACCAUGGUGUUGUCGUCAUUUCACUGUUCUUCAAGAUUCAUUUGAUUCUCAGUGUGUCUCAGUAUUUUAACAAUUCAAGUUAAUUAGCAUUCACGCGUCGUAAUCGGGCUCGCCUCUUUUCCCUUCUACAUUUUGAGGAUUAAUAGAAUGAUUUGCUGAAAAAGGAAAAACCCAAAUAUCCUGAUGAGAAAUUCACUCAAAGGAUGAAAAACUCUUAGAAAAAACUACUUACACUAGCGUGAAUUGUCUCCGGGUCUUCGGUUUCUAAAUCUGAAUUUUUCUGUUCAUCUCAACUGCUAUCUCAAAACUGAAUUUUAAAACAUAGCGCUCGAAUGCAAAAAUACCCUUAGGGAAUUUAGGGGAUGCGUUGUUAUCGGCAACAGAUUUAAUUUAUAACACAUAGGGCUAUCGGACACUACUUUCUUUGCACGCUUAUGGCUGUGUAAAAUAAUAUAUUUUUGAAACUUUUGGUUUUCUGUUCAAAUAAAGAUCAAAAUCUAUCGCCAGGAGAAAAAUGAGCCUUUCUUACUUUUCGCAUGACAGCUCAUACCCUGAAAAUGUAGCCUCUGCUCACAGUGUAAAACAAAGGGGAAACCAGUAAAAAGACAUGGAGGACAAGUUUAUUCUUUUAGCUUGAAUUUUACUUAGCAUAAUUUAUGACCUUUUUCUAUAUUUAAAGCUUUUGUGGGAUUUGAGACCAACAACAAGUACAAGAUAUGUAAUUCCAUGGGUCAACAAGUCUACUUUGCUGCUGAAGGUAUGUUGAAUAAGUCAAGCAAUAUAUUAAUGUCUAGCUUGGGACCAGGCUCUGCAUUGUGGGAAGAAGGAGCAAAAAUCAGCAUUGGAUACUAUUUGUCUCGCUUCGCUCGCCGAUAGUUUUCCUGUUUGACCCCGUUUUUUGCCUUUUUCUCCCUCUGCGGAGCCCGGUUCCAGGCUACUUAAUGUCAUGUUUUGUUUGUUGUUUUUUUAAGAACUCUUUACAGCUGUAGCAAUUAUAUUGACAUAAGAUAUGCUUACAUAAAAUAAUUAUACUUAUGUAUCUUCAGACACCGACUGCUGUACUCGGCAAUGUUGUGGCCCUGGUCGUCCAUUUGAGAUGAAAAUUUUAGACAACAUGCAAAGAGAAGUCAUACACUUGUCCCGGCCCCUCCGGUGCCAGUGCUGCUGUUGUCCUUGCUGUCUUCAGGAAAUAGAAGUGCAGUCCCCACCCGGGACAGUCAUUGGAUACGUGGAACAAAAGUGAGCUAUUUUAACUGAGAUCCUUAGAGUAAAACUCAGAAAACUGUGAACACCUGAAAAAUUUCAGUUAUGUUGAUUGUGUAGUGACCAGAUUACAUUAAAGUUCAGGAUAACAUGCCAGCAAACCUUAAAACCACAAACUAGUUACUGUUGCUGUCUAAUGCAGUUCAGUUUUGUCGUGCCUUAUUGGCUUUUACCUUGCAACAUAUCAUAAAAAUUUCUGGCGUGUGAGUUUCACAAUACAUAAGUGUGUUCUCAUAGGCCAAGAUCUAGUUAGACUGUUCACAGUCCCCUAUUUUUCCGUGUGAUCGUCGAGAUCGAGCGCGUCUCACCAUUAAUGGCGGCCAUCUUGAUUUUUAUAUGUACCGAGGGGGCGGGCGUCGGGGAUUAUCGCCAAACCGUCCCCCGCCCCCUAAGUAGAUUUGAUACUCAUCCCCAGGUUAGACUCGGUACGACUGAAAAUCAAGAUGGCCGCCAUUAAUGGUAAGACGCGCUCGAUCUCGACAAUCACACGGAAAAAUAGGGGACUGUGAACAGUCUAAGAUCUAGUCUGGUAUUUAAAAUUACAAGAGGUACUAAAAAUUAAUUGAAGUGAGUAAUGCUAGUAUAAACAACUGCAUUUUAGAAUUGAGCUUCAGGAAGUUGACAUACUAUCCUAUAACUCUUCGGGCUUUGAAAGAAAUAAGUUUUGGCUGUUGUGGCAUGAUGUUACAAACUAAGGAAUAAUUAUUCUUCAUUGCCAACGUGAAAAGAAAGUAGUGUCCGAUAGCCCGGGGCUAGUGGAUUUUGCUAUCAGGCUAGUGAAUUCUGUUUUUAACUUGCCUGACGGGCAAGUGAUGUUUUUUGAGGAAUUCGAUGAACAGAAGAACUGUGAAAUCAAUUCUGCUAGUCAAAAAGUUUUUGGGGUUAGUUGAAAUGACGUCUGGGCUAGUAAAUGCUAGCUUUAGCUUGCCCGAAUGGCAAGCUGUAAAAAUGAUUUUCUUUGUGCCCUGAUUGCCAACAUGCAGUUUCUUGAAAUUUACCCAGAGCUUUUUAAACCCAUAGAUCUGGAUCCCAUCAUUAUAGUGAUGCUUGCGGUUACACAUGCAUUUGGGUCCUCCUUUUUUGAGGCUGCAAAUUUUUUUUUUGGCAUUGGGGGGAAGUAUUAGCCUGAUCAUGGUUCAUUGCCAAUAAUCAAUCAUGAAUGUUACGGUCUUGUGGUUCUUGCAUGAAAGGAGGUGGUUUUUGUGGCCAAUAUUUUUUACCCUGGCUGGCCAGUCAUUUAGGAAAACAUAUUUUGAUCAGUCUGGAGAAUAAAUUGCAUGUAGAUAUUGAGGCUCACCAUUUUAAUUAAUUAAUCUAUUUAUUUGUUUAAAUCAGGUGGACGUUGUGGAAAGCAAAGUUAGAAGUGCAAGAUGCGCAACGUCAGCACAUUAUGACGAUCAAUGGACCUUGCUGUCCUUGCAGCUGUGGCUCUGAUGUGGAAUUUCCUGUGAGUUGUUAGGUCAAAGAAAUAACCCUAUCAUUGAAAUAAUGUUAAAUUUUGUUUGCCACUGACUAUUUGUACAGUUGAUUAAAGACUUGUUGGCAAUCACGUAAUCUUUAAGUCCUAAUACAGGGCUGUGCUUUAGCAGAGCCCGGUGGCCCCUGGCGCCUAACUUUUGCCCUCAGGCGACCAGAAAAUCUCAGAUUUUUCAUAAAUAUCAUAUGCUGGGCACCCUAGAUUUGACAGUUUUANGUGGACGUUGUGGAAAGCAAAGUUAGAAGUGCAAGAUGCGCAACGUCAGCACAUUAUGACGAUCAAUGGACCUUGCUGUCCUUGCAGCUGUGGCUCUGAUGUGGAAUUUCCUGUGAGUUGUUAGGUCAAAGAAAUAACCCUAUCAUUGAAAUAAUGUUAAAUUUUGUUUGCCACUGACUAUUUGUACAGUUGAUUAAAGACUUGUUGGCAAUCACGUAAUCUUUAAGUCCUAAUACAGGGCUGUGCUUUAGCAGAGCCCGGUGGCCCCUGGCGCCUAACUUUUGCCCUCAGGCGACCAGAAAAUCUCAGAUUUUUCAUAAAUAUCAUAUGCUGGGCACCCUAGAUUUGACAGUUUUAGAGCACAAAGGGAAAAUUUUCUCAACUAAUUAGUAUAGGUAAUAGCAUGAUUUGAAGUGAUAUUUGGCAUAAAUACCACAAGUGAUAUUUCAAAAUUGUUCUACGUAAUUUCACGAGCCGUUAUGCGAGUGAAAUUUGAGACAAUUUUGAAAUAUCAAAAGUGGUAUGUAUGCCAAAUAUCACGUACAAAUCAUGCUAUUAUUUGUUUUAUACUACUACCUGCAAAAGGUUUGUAAUUUUCACAUGUAGGUAUUUCAAAUUAAGCUGAAAUAUUAGUAGUAUAAUAUGUAGUAGUAUAAGACAGUAUAUACAGUGUACUCACUCGGUAGUAUUUAUUCUGGAAAUUCUCGAGAACGGAACAUCGUUUCAACAAGUUCAAACACUUGUUGAAGAAAAGGGGGUCAUUAUUUCAUCUGAAAUAAAAAUAUUUCUUCUCUACCUGGCGAUACUUUUUCCUUGAUUUUAAUUAAAAUUAAAUUUGCAACCUUUCUUUGAAAAAAGAAGCUUACAAAGUGUUAACAACCUUUAUUCAACAUCUGAGUGACAUAAAGACUUUAUAUGACUGCAAAUUGGUGAAGAAAUCUGCACUGUUUUGGGCUUCAUCAGCUUCAUCCACUAUGGAAAAAACCUUUCUUCCAACAAGCCUUCGCUUUUGAGAAGCACAGUUUCUUCUAAAUAUUAUUUGGUCUCAAACAUUUGUUAGAAUUUGGCAUGGUAUUCAGAAAAUCGGGAAACCGAAACUCAAUAUUUCAAUGGAGCACUAAGUUCAAUUAUGAUUUCUACUUUGUGUACUAAUUAUAUUUUAUUUACGUUUUGUCGUUUUACAUUAGGUCAGUUCUGCGGAUGGCAGCAGUGAGAUUGGAAUGAUUUCCAAGCAAUGGUCUGGUUUUGCGCGAGAAUUUUUCACAGAUGCGGAGAAUUUUGGCAUUCGAUGUAAGGAAUGUUACCUAAAAUAUUAUCAAAAUAAGUCCUAUAAAUGCUUUAUAUGAUAGGACAUUUAGAUGACACAGUCGACAUCUGCCAAUUACGUUUCUUGACACAUUCUGCUGUAGACGUUAUACCACAGUUUACAGUGUAUGUGGAAUACUGGGACGGUAUAAAUGGCUUGUUCCACACUAAACAAGUUACAUGUACAAGCAGUGUUAGUUUCUUGUUUGUUUUCUUUUCCUGGGAAAGCCUACGUCACUAUUAGGCUUAGACACCAUGUCAAAAAUAUAAAAAAUGGCUGGAGGGGAAAUGAUGUUCUUCGACACACGCGAACGCUAGGAGCACACGAAAAAAAAACAAACAAACAAAAACAGGGAGAUCGUUUCUGUCCCAUUACAGGAGCGCGUAAAGUGACGCCUACUGUUCAGUACUUUUUCCAGCCUUUUUUUCUCGUAUUUAUAUUUGAUGAAUGCGUCAGGUGUGCUAGUGAUAUCACUCCGUACCCCUACAGUAGCCUGAGGGAGAGAACAGUUUUGGGGCGAAAAACGCAUCGUUUCCUUCCCUCACCCCACCCCCUGAGAACCUACUUACAGGGUACCUCUCUCCCUUCUUGCUCUUGUUUUGCUUCUUAUUUGUCGCGUUCCCUCCAGUUUGCGUUGAGAAAAAUAAAUAGGGAGCUUUAGCAAUGGCGACGGCAGCGAACACGUUACUUGUAAAAUGAAUUCGCGUCUCUUCAAACUUCGCUGAAAAUCAGGGGCACCCAACGGCAAUUUUCGGAAAAUAUCUGUUCGGAAGACGAUUUGAGAUCUAGAAUUUUCGGAACAUUUGUUGUAAAAUUUCUUGCUUGCCUACCUCUCCUAGGAUUUUCGAACAUCUACAAAAUGGUAUAAUUACCCAUUUUUAACGGAUUUUUACCCUAAAAAAGGCCAGCUAGAAUUUUCGGGAGCCUUUUCCUGGCUGAAAUUUUCGAAAAGGUAAGUUUUGAUGCCUAUAAUUUUCGGAUCACUAGACUUUCAGCUAGGAAAUCCGAACAGAUGAAACAUUUUUAGGGGAUAAAAAUGUGCCUUUUUUAUCUACCGUUUAAAUACUAAAAUACGUUCAACAAUGCUAUGUUAAGUGGUUUUGAACUAUAUCCUCGUUGGGUGCCCCUGGAAAAUAUCAAAUGAAGGCGAAAUUUUCAGGAAUUGAUUUCUUAGGGACCGCACUCAAGCUUAAAAAGACAAAGAAAAAUUCGUCGUGGCCUGUUUACGUCCAUUAUAAAACGUGCAAUUAGGCAUUUACGUCGUAGUCGUGUAGUGACGGCCAAGAAAUCAUGAUGCACAAAAACGCGUGAUGCACGUACAAAGUUGUUGCUUGCUAAUAAAAGCAGUUACCUUUUUUGCCGUCGUCAUUGUUAAAGCUCCCUAUUACAGAGGCUGUAAUCCGUCGGCUUAAAUAUUGUUCCAGUUUUUAUUAAAUCUGGGCUGGUGGCAAAACCAAAAAAACCACCUGUGAAAACCUAAAUGAGAGCAAAUAACUCUUUUCUCCCAAGUCCUGGCCGUUAACCAUUUCUCUUUAUUCAGUCCCUCUAGACUUGGAUGUCAAGUUCAAAGCCAUUUUAAUGGGAGCUUGUUUCCUUGUUGUAAGUAUUCAUGACAUAAUCGGUCCCUUUGACUGUAAGCAAGCCCUCUAUUUUGAGUGGCGAGGGAAGUCGUCCGCCAGAGAGCGCGCGAGUGAGCGGCUAGCCUGCGACCAAGCUCUCCAUUUGGGGGAUAUCGUGAAAAGUACACGCGCGAGAGGCACGCGAGAGGAGACGCGACUGCGGGCGCCGGCCCCUUCGCGGCUUCGCCGCUCGCUCGCGCGUUCUCGCGCGGCUCGCUUCGCUCGCCCAAAUAGGAGAGCUUGCUCGCAGGCUAGUGAGCGGCGUGUUACUUCUCGCACCCAAAUGGAGAGUUUGCUUACAGGCUACGUUGCCCAAGGCAGUUAAACGUCCACUCAUGUAAAUGAAAAUCGCGCUCACAUGUGGUUAAGGGUGCGUUCGAUUAACUUUAUUCUAAAAUAGUCGUUCUUGGUAGUUUGCAAUCACAUGACCAGGCGACCAUGUUGGUUGACAAAACAGUACAUUUUUGUUCGUAGAAUUUGCACGGAAAAAGAUAUUUAUCGUUGCCAGCGAAGGGGAAGGCUUUUGUUCAUGUCAACCAACCCGUUUUCAAAAAUAUCCCAAACGUGUGGACAUAGCAGGGCCUGACAUUUUGAGAUUGUACGUUUCACCAAUGGGGUUUAGAGUCGAAGAAAAGAUUUUAGCGCUCCUGCUUGGGCCUAUAAAAUCUGCGAGACAGCCGUUUUUAGUGUCGUCACGCAACGCUCGAUCCUCUUGUGGGAAGGAGCGUUGCGUGACGACACUAAAAACGGCUGUGUUGCCGACUAGUUUGGGCCACUCACUACAUGAUCAUCAACUAAUUAUGCCCCAUUCACACCAAAGCUUAUACAUGUUUUGUUAAACAGGGUUCAAAAUUGUUUCCUUAAUAAAAGCUGCUCACGGACUUUUAGCUAUUACAAAUUACGUGCAAAUUACAGAGUAAGUUAAAAUUUAGUGAAAUAUUGUGUAAAUGUCUGAGUUCCAGUUGUCCAUCACUGCUUUUCAUUUUUUAAAAUCUAGUUUAAUUAAACAGGUUUAGUUGAUGUGAAUGAGUUUUCCCACGGGUUAGGGGGUGGAGACGUAUGACAUUUCAAACUAAAUAUUUAUAUUUCUUUGGUUUGUUUGUUUCUCAGGAUUUUAUGUUCUUUGAACAUCAGAACAACAACAAUUGA
Molecule: messenger RNA, 7591 nt
Organism: Porites evermanni
Lineage: Eukaryota; Metazoa; Cnidaria; Anthozoa; Scleractinia; Poritidae
Source: the annotation of a GenBank genome assembly